AAUAAUAUGUAUACGUAAUAUGACAGCGCAAAAAUUGAAAAUGGAAGAAUUAUUUGUAUUGAAGCCUGAAAAUCUGGAUCAUUUGUUGCCACAAAUAAAAGGGAAUUUAACGUUUCCGAACGAGAAAUCGCAAAUGUCUGCUCUUGAACAACUAGCGAAACUUUUAAAAACUCAAGUCUCGGACAUUCGGAGCAAUAUUUUCACGAAGCUUAUUAAAUUUGAUAUAAUCUCGACUCUGUGCGAUAUUUUAAAGACUUUUCGAGAACCACUUCUAACUUCAGCUUUUGAAUGCUUGGCUUUAGUAAGCGAAUAUCAAAAGUUUUAUGAAAAUCAAGUCGCUGUGGAAGCUGUUAGUUCUUUGUUUCAUCUUGCGCAUUACAUCGAAAUGUCCACCGAUAUACAAAUAUGUCCUUUGGAAAAGCUUCUUUCUGCUAUUCGUAAUAUAUUAUUCAACGCGAGAAAGUUAGGAAUUGAAAUCGAUAGCGUAUGCUCUAUCAAUCAAAUGUUUUCUUUUCUUAAGAACUUGAGCCAAAAAUGUUUAUCCCGUGUAUUAAAGUUUAUGAUUAUCGACAUUUUAAAUACCACACUCGAAUCCGUAACGUUGGACGAGAAUGAAAACGAAAAUGGGAGAUUGAUUCUCGAUGUUUGCAUCGAGUCGAUAAAAUCGAUGAAAGAUAUUGUAGAACAUGAUUACGAACAAGAAUAUGAAUGCUAUUCGAAGAAGAACGCUAUUGUCGCUUUAUGCUGUCUUUGUGCUACCAGCAUUAGAUUUUGCGACAAAGAUCAUCUGACGGAUGUUGACGAGGGUGGUAAUAUGACUCCAAUGCAAGGCAAAGUAUCUCUCGCAAAGUCUAUUUAUGCAAUCGUCAUUUAUACCAUUAUGCCGUAUGUUAAAGUAAGGGAAAUACAUUAAAUAUGAGUUUAAUUAAAAAGCUAUGUAUUAAAUAAACGUAUAUUUUGUAUUUACUGACGAAUAGAACGUGUCCUUUGAUCAAGAGAAUUCUCUUAAAUGUUACGCUAGUUUUGUUUCAUGUUUGAGUAACAUGUAUAAUAUAAGAGAUUUCAAACGAGAGGAUAUAGCUAAUCAUUUAGUAGCAAACGGUUAUCUUAAAUAUUUCUUACGUCUUAGCGCGCAACUUCCGUAAGUCUCUAAUAGAAUUAAUUAUUAAAGGUGUUUGCUUUUGUAAAUAUUUAAUGCUUUUUUUCUUUUUUAUUUCGAUAAUAAAAUUCUUUAGAUUACAUCAACGACGAAAUAUAUGCAUCUUAUUGACGCGGACAUUAAUCACUUUAGCAGAAAAUUCUUUAUCGAUCGACAAAUUACCCGAAGGUGUCAAUGUAUUUUCAAGUAAGAUAUUCGAUGGACUUGUUUCUCUACCUAACGAUGUUGAGCAGUGGACCGAUAUAGUUGCAAUUUCCGAUGAUCGUAACACAGCUUUAAUGAUUUCCUUUUAUUAUCAUUAUCAUGCCACCAGGGAGUGAGUUAUUUUUCUUGUUAUUUUCUUUCGUGUAAAAAAACCAUUUUUGAAGAUCGGUUAUCGUUUGUUUAUUUCAGACUUGAUAUGAUUACGUUCGAAUCUCUGAUAAAAAGAUUGUUAGAUCUAGAAGAUCUUGGAUCGAUAACUGUACCAACUCUAAAGCCAUUAUGGUUUUUAUUUGCUGUGAGUUUAUUUCUUUCUACUAGGAAGAUUAAAAACUUUAUUCGAAGCGCUAGGUUUGGUCUUGUUUUAUUAUUAAAAGAUUUAUUCUUUAGGUUUCAUUUUUGUCUCACCCAUCACCGGGAGAAAAUUUUGAAUACGAAAAUGCAGUGAAAAAAUUAACAAUGGCUUUACAAUAUUUGGAAUUAAGUCAAUAUUAUACCCAUCACAUUGAGCUCCUACAUUUU
Messenger RNA from Polistes canadensis, 1882 nucleotides. RefSeq lists its product as uncharacterized. The transcript has 4 exons. Lineage: Eukaryota; Metazoa; Arthropoda; Insecta; Hymenoptera; Vespidae. The coding region runs from base 20 to 913 and encodes 297 amino acids. The record is from RefSeq and is a predicted model, not a curated record.